AGAAGAAGAAAACGAAGCUGUUUCCCUGCUUCCUGUUGUCUGACUCCAACGCAACAGAGCCACAACAAAAUGAAGAGCUCACUUUUAUCCAUGUUCUUUGACAUGUUUUAUUGACAGAGCGGGCUUUGUUUCUCAGUGGAAUUUUUGAGGACUGUUAUAUUUCAUAUCAGCCAUGCAGUUGUCUCCCAACAAUGGGGACUUUACGUUCGUCUCGUCGUCAGAAGCAGAAGAGCUGAGUGGAACCAUCAGUGCCCCGGAUAUUAAAUUAAAUAUGGGCAGUGAUGGUGGUAAAGAUCCAUAUGCCACCACGUUUCUGAGACAGCGAGGCUAUGGCUGGCUGCUGGAAGUAGAGGAGGAGGAUGGUGAAGAGACCAAGCCUCUUCUGGAGGAGUUGGACAUUGACCUGAAAGACAUCUAUUACAAGAUUCGGUGUGUGCUGAUGCCAGUGCCAUCUCUGGGUUACAACCGGCAGGUGGUAAGAGACAACCCGGACUUCUGGGGCCCUCUUGCUGUGGUGCUGCUCUUCUCCAUGAUUUCUAUUUACGGACAGUUCAAGGUUGUGUCAUGGAUAAUAACAAUCUGGAUAUUUGGAUCACUAACCAUCUUCUUGCUGGCCCGUGUACUUGGUGGUGAGGUGUCUUACGGUCAGGUUCUUGGAGUGAUUGGAUAUUCCCUUCUUCCACUCAUCGUUAUAGCCCCUCUGUUCUUAGUGAUUGGAGGUUUUGAGUUGGUAUCCACAUUAAUCAAACUCUUCGGCGUAUUCUGGGCUGCAUACAGUGCUGCUUCACUACUUGUUGGGGAUGAAUUCAAGACUAAGAAGCCACUUCUCAUCUACCCCAUUUUCCUUUUGUAUAUCUACUUCCUUUCAUUAUAUACUGGUGCCUGAGUGGAUGAGUCAAAACUUGGACCUUUUACUGAAUGUGCGCUCAAGAGCACAAGGAACAAGUCAUACUGCAGACCCAGGAUUUUCCUUUUUCAUUUCAAAGGAGUUUCUUUCUUUUCUUAAUCUCCAAGUAAAGACUAUGGGGAUAUUGGGCAUAUAUAUUACUGUGUAUAGUUUUUUCCCCCCACCUGCCUUUACAGCUUAAACUUUGAUAUGCAGACUUCCUCUCCACCGGUGCAAUACAGCCCCAAUAGUCCUGCAUUCCCCUGUAGCUCAUGAAGACAGAAAUAAUGAGAGUUAGUGUUGUUAUAACUACUCUUUUUAUGCUUUAUCUCUGAAGAAUGUGGUGCCAAAUAUUUGUGUGUAUAUUAUGUUCAUAUGGAAGAUUUUAAGAAAAGAGAUGGCACCAUAGAGGAAGACAGAUUGCUAACUAAUGUUUGACAUUAUGAGUAAUGUUUGUGUAUGAUUUUAAUUUUUCCACAAUCUUAUUUGCUUAUUUCAUGACUUUCAAAUUGAUGAUGAUCAUCUGGGGAACUUAAGGUGAUAUAAACCAUUGUGUAGUAAAUGUGGUGCCUUGUCUAUCUACCA
Molecule: messenger RNA, 1471 nt
Organism: Thalassophryne amazonica
Lineage: Eukaryota; Metazoa; Chordata; Actinopteri; Batrachoidiformes; Batrachoididae
Gene: yipf4
Product: Yip1 domain family, member 4
Exons: 6
Coding region: 173-886 (237 amino acids)
Biological process (GO): vesicle fusion with Golgi apparatus; endoplasmic reticulum to Golgi vesicle-mediated transport
Cellular component (GO): membrane; trans-Golgi network
Source: RefSeq, a predicted model, not a curated record